AUGGACCGUUUCCCGCAAGACUACGUCCUUCAUAACCUGCCUUUACUGCUCCUCUCAGGGUUGAAUACGAGAAGCCCGAGCGAGCCAGACGCCUUGGGAAAGACCCAUGAAUUUUUGCACGAAGGUGGAUUUAGAAUCAAGGUGGAUGCGCCAGUUGUCAGCGGACCUCUCGCCGAGCAGUUGCUGCAAUCGUUCUGCGAACAAGAUGCCUCUGAUGUUCCGUGGCACUCUCAAUAUUCUACCGCGAGGAAUGGCAGGAUUUUCAAGAUAGUCAAGGUCGGACGGGUCUACACUCUCCCUCCUCGCAAAGCACCGCCCCCUCCCCAUUCUCCCCGUCUGUCAGCUGUCGAUGCGAAUGGAAGCCCACCGCCAGCACUUGUGCUGCACUCUCCGCUAUCGCCCUUGACUCCCAGCUCUCCCUUGUACCCUGAUGGCAUCAUCUCUCCCCUGUGGAUCACGAAGCACCAGUCACGACUGCCUUGCGCCCUCUUGACCAUCUUUACUCUAGGCUCCGACCCCAACACCAGUUCUCUUCAUGACAAUAAAUUGAAGUCCGAGAUCAACAAUGUGCGCAGUGUCCUUACGUCGGCCAAUUACAAGACCAGACUUGUGGUGAUAUUACUUGGAGAUGGCAUAAUUAGCCCUUCCGAUCUCGAAGAGCGCUUUAGCACCAUUCGACGUGCGACCGGCCUGGACGGGAAAAGCAUCUAUUUCCUCGCCCAUAACUCCUCGCCUGCAGAAGUCACUGCAUUUGUCAGUUCUGUCCUUUCAUCUCUUCAUCCUAUUUGUGUAGAAUAUUACCGAGACCUUUCGAAGCAUGCACGACGCAAGCGUAAUCGGAGCGCGGCCCCGCAACCCACUGUACAGCCGGGAAGCUCGCAUAUACUGUCUUUACAAGGUUGGAAUGUCCGAUAUGAAUUCAAGCUCGGCGUCUUCGCCGAAUUCCGGCAAGAGAUGGACGCGGCGUGUCGGAACUAUGAGACUGCUUAUGAUAAUCUGUUUGCUGCUGAAAUCAUAGAUGCUAUCGCCGUUUGGAGCCCGCGUUUCAACGAGGCAAGGCUGCUGGCGGAUGGCAUUGCUUUUCGCACCAUCAGAUGUCUCUUGUGGACUGAUCAAGUUACGACAGCGGUGAGGUCAUGGGUUGCCCACCGAGACCGAAUCAGAGAUCUGGUCGAUCGAAGAGGUAAGGGAACAAAUAACUACAGCUGGGAAGCGUGGCAGACUGCCUGGGCAAAAAUCAUGGCGGAUCUGGUGUCUCGGUCGGAAUAUCCUCUGUUACAUUUAGAGCUCCCCAACACGCCUGGCCUGCUUCCUAUUUUCGCUGAUGUGGACAAGUCACUUUCUACGGGCGAGCGUAUUGCCCCCUGGGAACAGCUUCAUCAUGAGGGAUAUUGGUUGGAAAUUGCAAAGAGAUGCAUUCAUGCGCGCCGAAACUGGGCCCUGCAAAUCCCAGAGGAAGAUAGGCAGUCUCCAGGUCGUUCACCGGCUUCCAUGGUUGCCAGCAAGGCUCAUCUUUACGAUACCUAUCUUGCGCUUGAGCCAUACCGUGAAUUUCCCGCAGAUGGAAGCCCAGGGUAUGAUUAUGUGGGUGAGAUCAUCUCGACGUUGGAUGCGGCCAUCAGUCAUUUCGCAAAGCGAGGCCAACUGCGCAAAAUUGAGGCUCUAGAGCUCCAGAAAGCAUUUCAGCAAAUCCAGGCAGAAUCGUGGGCAGAAGCAGUCACCACGUUACGACAGUUGUGGCAUAACCAAUACUGGAGACAUGCUGGGUGGUGGAAGUUGCUUCAAGGCCUUGGUUGGGCUCUCCUUGAUUGUCUCGCUCAUGUUCAAGAUGGCGAGUUGCUAGCUCAGCUGAUCUGGGAGCUAUCUAAUCAAGUAUUUCGCCAGAAGCCGAACACUAACUACGAUCUCCGCCGAGGGAUCAUACCGUCCAGCAACAAUGACGGGGUGCUGUCUGUCGCGGUGGGCAUUGAUGAAGCUCUUUCUCCGUUGGUUGCAACGUUUUCUUUCUCAACGCACGAUGUGUUUGUUGGAGAGCCUGUGGAGUGUCAACUCUGCAUACAGUCUCGAGCGCAGAUUGGUCUACCUGCCAUCCGCCUAUCGGAGAUCAAGGUUGUCUUCGAAGGCAGUCUAAAACCUGUUCAUCUGGUUGCAAAGGAAGGGGAAGAUAGCAGCGCCGCCACCCCGACUGCCCAAUUCAUAGACGUCCGCUUGGAUGAUUCCUCGACCAUGUCUCUAUCAUCUAUAAGAAGAUCUUCUGCAGGCGCUAUUGCGGCACAGAUAAGCAGCGCUGAUCUAACGAUACCGCCAGACCACACCAAGAUAUUCCGGCUACGUGUUAUACCUAGAGAAGCCGGGGAAAUCUCCGUUGCAUCCAUUACACUGAUGAUCAAUGACGAGACUCUCAACUUUGCCGCGACGUCGACCGACUUUUCACACUCGAUAGGCCAGUGGUGGGAAUCGAAAGCCGGUACACCCAUGCCUCGAUCACUUGGGCAAGAGUCGAAUGCCUUCAACAAGAUCAACGUGCAGCCCAAACCACCAAAACUGAAGAUUGAAGCUCCCGGCCUCAGACGAUCAUACUACACAAACGAAUCAAUAACAAUAGUGUUUGAGAUUUUGAACGAAGAAGCGGAAGAUGCAAUUGCGUCGCUCGAUGCCCGCAUGAUCAGCCCAGUCGAGGGCGCGGCGCAGAUGAUGUGGGUUGGGACAGGAUUGAAGACCGCUCCAGCGGCUGCAUCAGGACCCGGAUUGCUGACGUUGGAACAUCGUGAACUUGGAACAAUUCCAUCAUCAGAAAAGGCCGUUGUGUCACUCCGCAUAACAGAUACAGCUGCCGCGGUCGAUCACGAAGUUGAGCUUCUCGCGACAUACCGACUCAACUCCGAACCGGAAACGAUCCUUACCAAAACCCUGACUGUCGACGUCGGAGUCAUCCGCCCCUUUGAAGCAAAUUACGACUUCAUCCCCCAACUGGACAAGGAACCUUGGCCGAACUUCUUCGAAGCCCCCCCACAGCACUCGGAUUCUUUGACCCCUCUGGGCUUGAGGCAUCUAUACUCCGUUGGAGCGAGUCUCUACUCCUUCGCCGCGGAGCCUCUAGUCAUUGAAGCCAUAUUGCUCACAGCCACAAAAAUCGUAGGGGGCGCGGUCUGCUCAGCGAGCACUGGCAUUGUGAGGAAAACGGCGGAGACAGGCGCUGCAACCAAAGACUCCGAUGCAACCAUUUCGACAGUGAUUAAACCGGAUCACACGGAGACGUUCGACUUUGAUCUCACGCUCCAGAAACUGGUACUUGGCGACCGGCAUACUGUGGCCGUCGAACUCGCAUUGGAAAUCGGCUGGCGUCGACAAGAUUCAGAGGAAGUCAGCACAACACUUCUUGAAGUGCCUCGACUCGUGGCGCCGAUGGCCGAGCCAAGAGUCAUGCUCACUGUUUCCUCGACUAGUCUCGGACCACUGAACAUUGAGGCGUACAAGUUGUCUUUCACGAUCGAGAAUCCGAGCAUGCAUUAUCUUACGUUCAAUGUGUCCAUGGAAGCGAGCGAAGACUUUGCGUUCAGUGGGUCGAAAGCGUGCGCGAUCAGCUUAGUCCCCAUCAGCAGGCAGACGUUAAACUAUCGGAUACUGCCCAAUAAGAAGGAUGAGUGGAUCGCAGUGCAUAUGAAUGUGGUCGAUGCAUAUUUUGGACAGACAUUGAGGGUCUUAGCAGGGGGCAGCGGGGUCAAGGUGGACAAGAAGGGAAAUGUGCUCGUCAAGGUCUAA
Molecule: messenger RNA, 3762 nt
Organism: Fonsecaea multimorphosa CBS 102226
Lineage: Eukaryota; Fungi; Ascomycota; Eurotiomycetes; Chaetothyriales; Herpotrichiellaceae
Exons: 2
Coding region: 1-3762 (1253 amino acids)
Source: RefSeq, a predicted model, not a curated record